Messenger RNA from Myotis lucifugus (little brown bat), 1135 nucleotides. It is a transcript of the gene GRAP, whose product is annotated as GRB2-related adaptor protein. The record is from RefSeq and is a predicted model, not a curated record. The coding region runs from base 152 to 805 and encodes 217 amino acids. NCBI's taxonomy places the organism in Eukaryota, Metazoa, Chordata, Mammalia, Chiroptera, Vespertilionidae. Gene Ontology annotation, molecular function: protein binding. The transcript is spliced from 5 exons.
CCUGUUUCUCCCUGUCAGGGGAGUUUCAGCCUCAGCUUCAAAAGAACAAACCCGCCCUCAAAACAAAGGAAGACAGUCCUGACUGCGAGGAAGCAGGAAGCCGCCGCCGCUCGCUCGCUCGCAGCCCAGCUGCUGGGACCGGGGCAGCAGGAUGGAGUCCGUGGCCCUGUACAGUUUCCAGGCCACAGAGAGCGAUGAACUGGCCUUCAACAAAGGGGACACGCUCAAGAUCCUGAACAUGGAGGACGACCAGAACUGGUACAAGGCUGAGCUCCGGGGCGCCGAGGGGUUCAUUCCCAAGAACUACAUCCGAGUCAAGCCCCACCCGUGGUACUCAGGCAGGAUUUCCCGGCAGCUGGCAGAAGAGAUUCUGAUGAAGCGGAACUACCUGGGAGCCUUCUUGAUCCGGGAGAGCGAGAGCUCCCCAGGGGAGUUCUCCAUCUCUGUGAACUACGGGGACCAGGUGCAGCACUUCAAGGUGCUGCGUGAAGCCUCGGGCAAGUACUUCCUGUGGGAGGAGAAGUUCAACUCCCUCAACGAGCUGGUCGACUUCUACCGCACCACCACCAUCGCCAAGAAGCGCCAGGUCUUCCUGCGGGAUGAGGAGCCCCCACUCCAGCCGCCUCGGACCGGCUUCGCCCAGGCCCAGUUUGACUUCUCGGCUCAGGACCCCUCCCAGCUCAGCUUCCGCCGCGGUGACAUCAUCGAGGUCCUGGAGCACCUGGACCCGCACUGGUGGCGAGGCCGGUUCUGCGGGCAGGUGGGUUUCUUCCCCCGGAGCUACGUCCAGCCCGUGCACCUCUGACCGGAGUGGGGCUGGGGCCGAGCCAGCAGACCAUCUGUCCACAGGACGCUGAAGUCCAGAGAGACACCAUGGACGCCCCUCCGGGCCCCCGGGGCUCGGCCCAGGCCUCGGUAGGGACACGGCCUCUGACGGCCCAGCCCAGCCCUCUGCUCCACAUGAACCAGGGCUGCCCCGUGUCCACAGCCAACACCAAGUGCAGUGCCCGCUGGGCAAGGGGCGCUCCCGGGGUUCCCGCAGCCUCUUCCCACUGGUCACCAGCAUUGUGACACCCUAGGGUGGGCUGACAGAGGCUCAGCCCACUCCACCGUCAGUGGCCCCACCCACCGGGCU